AUGGGAGAAGAUCAGGAUGAUCGAGGCGUUCAAGCCUAUGUCCGUUCUGGCGAAAACUUCGGACAUCGCGAUGACCAUCCUCAAGAAAAUGACCAUCAUCGUGAAAUCAUGGACGAAGAAAUGGAUGAAGAAGCGGUCGAGGACUCCAUGUCUUCCGGUGAAGAAGACAACGAGGAGCGCACAGUAGAAGACGAGGAAGGUGAUGAUCGAGAAGAAGAUGACACUAUGGACGGUGAAGAACAGGACGAAGAAGAGGAAGAGGAUGAUGAGGACGGAAGAAGAGAGGGUGAAGCGCAAGCAACUGUAAGAGUUGAUGCGGAAGAAAGUGGUGAGGAUGGUGAAGAGGAAGAAGAGGACGAUGACGAGGAGAUGUACGAUUAUCCUGAGGAGGAUGAAGAUGCGCUCCAUGAUUUAUCGUUUGAAUUGCUCGAUCGUCCAGAUAUGCCAUCACUCGGAUUUGAUGAUUUCAUAUUCGGACCUCCCAUUGGGAUCAACAGGGAGCAUCGUGGUGCUCGACGAGAACCUUCCAGCGCCGGAGUGCACCCACUAAUGGUUCGCCCAGCUCAUAUUGCUGAUUCCCAACCUGCGAACAGUCAACAAACAGCGCCCACGGUCAGUCGGCUAGAACGCGUAGCCAGGGUAAAUCGUUCUUCCUCUUUCGCAUUUUAA
Messenger RNA from Strongylus vulgaris, 669 nucleotides. Lineage: Eukaryota; Metazoa; Nematoda; Chromadorea; Rhabditida; Strongylidae. The record is from the annotation of a GenBank genome assembly.